AAACAACUAGAGUGGGCAUGUGCUAUGCCCUCAGCAGUCCAAAGCUCUCAGGAGGCCGACAGCUACUCCACUCCCAGCCCUCACCAGGACGAGUGUGCCGCUGCCACCCUUCCUGAGAGGUUUUCAAUCAGCCCUGAGCUCUGGAGAAAACUGGAGCAGCACAUUCAAAAGUGGAUCACUGAACAUCAGUGGGACCUGCUCGGCAGGAUCCAGGAGACUGCAGAACUGACACAGCCUCAGUGUGACUCGGCUGGCUCAUGUCAGGCAAAGAACAAAGCCGGGCCCUCACAUUUGUCCGUGUCUACAUCUGAGAGCAGCAAGGAUGUGCAGAAGGUGAGGUUCCAGCUAAGGCAGGACUUGGACAGGAAUCUUGGGCAUAUUCUAGGCAAAGUCCCGGAAGAUCUCCCCAGGGCCUUAGGAAGCUCCCCCAAGAAGGUUCAAGGGGUGACCUCUGAGGAGUCAGAGAGAAGCCUGAUGAGGCCCACAGACAGACAGAGCAGAAAUUAUUCACCAAGAGGAACAGACAUGGAGCACAUAGCAGGCAUACUGAAAGUGCAUUUGGAUGUGAAGAUGGGGCAGAUCCACAAGGGCCUGAUCCCGCUGAGAGUGCGCCGGUCCUGGCUCGCUGUCAAUGGCGUCUUUUUCACCUCAGAAACCCACAUGGAGACCAGAAGGCCAGCAUCCUCUAGGGCUCGGGAAACUUGUGUAAGCCCCGUUCAGAAAUUUUCCUUCUCCAGCCCAUGUGCUCUGCAGGACCUGGACACGCACAUCACAAAGAUUAGGGUGAGGCGCAGGUGGGGCCUCCCCCUCAAGCUUCUCAAGGCCAUAAACGUGUUUAAGCCCACAAGGGCUC
Chinchilla lanigera (long-tailed chinchilla) is the source of this 853-nucleotide messenger RNA. Its product is annotated as spermatogenesis-associated protein 31A6-like. The record is from RefSeq and is a predicted model, not a curated record. Lineage: Eukaryota; Metazoa; Chordata; Mammalia; Rodentia; Chinchillidae.